Molecule: messenger RNA, 1340 nt
Organism: Vitrella brassicaformis
Lineage: Eukaryota; Vitrellaceae
Source: the annotation of a GenBank genome assembly
CCGAAACCCAGAUCCCAGUUCGCGACAGCAAUGAUCAGCAGUGUGGCACUUGUGGUCAGCAGCGUUAUCUGCGCUGCUAACGCACUGAAGGAGGUGAGCCCAGACUCCUCAUCAUGGAAGAUAAGAUCAUGCAUUCAGAUCAGUCAUGUGUGUGUGUCUUGCAGACCGCCUCCUUCGUUCCCUCCCCACAGGCCCUCCCCAUUCGCUUUCGGCGGCCGUCGCUGAGCCACCGAUAUGCGCCUCUGUCUAUGGUCAAGGUCGGCGAGAUGGCGCCUGAUUUCUCCCUCAAGGUGGGCUGCGUGGCUGCUGUUGGCUGUGGAUGCCCUGUCUGUGCAUUCUGAAGAUGAUGAUGUGUUGUGAUUGUCUCAUGUGACCAGGACCAGAGUGGGAAGGUGGUGAAGCUGUCGUCCUUCAAGAACAAGAAGUCGGUGGUCGUCUUCUUCUACCCUGCGGUAGGGGGAUAAUGUGCGUGGCGUGCUUGUCACUAGUGACGGGCGCACACACAAUUGGUCCCUUAUGUCUGUGUCGUUGUCUGAUCGAUAUGGGCUCUUGUGUUGUGCAGGACAUGACCCCGGGGUGCACCAAGCAGGCCCAGGCCUUCAAUACAGCACUCGAUGACUUCAAGAAGCUGGGCGCAGAGGUCAGUCGGCAGACAGUCAGUUCAUCUGUCGCUUCUGAUGCCUGUCCAUCCAUCUGUUCAUCUACCUGAAGUACAGGUGAUCGGGGUGUCUAGUGAUGCAGACCAUUCCGAAUUCAUCAGUGCCUAUGGUCUCAAGAUGACGCUGCUGAGCGACAUUGGGGGCGAGGUCAGAAAACAGUGGCAGGUCCCAGGCGCCAUGUUCGGUGCUCUGCCUGGGAGGGUCACCUACGUCAUCGGCAAGGACGGCAUCGUCAAGAAGGUCAGCCACUCGAUCACCAAGUCGCCCGGCGAUAGAUAGCUGUGCUCUGUCCACCACUGUGUGUUUGUUCUGUCUGCGCAGGUAUACGACAACCUGCUGGACAGUGAGAGCCACAUUCCACAGGCCAGGGCGGCUUUGGCCUAGACGAUCUUCGGUGGCUGAGAUGGAUGGCGCGACGGCGUUUUGAUGGAUCAACGAUUCGAGCCGACGACCGCAUGGUUUUCUUGUCGUGUGUCCGUUCCUUCGUGUGUGAGUGAGUGGUGGUGAUGAUAGGGUGUGUCCGUUCCUUCGUGUGUGAGUGAGUGGUGGUGAUGAUAGGGCGUAUUGUGGCCCUAUGAGUGAGAUCCGAUGCGUUAGUGUUGUUGCCAGUUUUCCUUGUGUGUUGUGGUCGCGUGCGGCGCGAGGGAGUAAGGGAGGUGUCUUGCGACGCGAGACCCAAUG